AAUCAACCAUAUAUAAAGACAGUUAUUUAUAAUUGUAACUUAAUACCUUUUUAAUGUAUUAAUUAAGAGUGUUAUUUAUUUACAUUAAAGUGUUCACACAGUUUUUACUGGCGCGAGUAAACUCAAGCUCAGAGAAUCUGUUUGGUACAAGAUAAAGUCUGAUAAAAAUAUUGUCUCUUCAACCUUGGAAGCCAAAUAACGUUUAAUUAUACGCAUUAAUAAGUCACAUGUCUCUACCGAAUGACAGAUUGAAUGUAAAUGCGUAGCGGCUUUAUGUCUUCAGACUAAACCACGAAUAUUGUAUAAAGUAACCAGUAAUAAAAACAAUAAUAAUGCCUAGGUGCAGUCACUAGUGCUGAUUGGUGAGAUGUGAUAUAAAUUCGGACAAAGUUGCCAAAAUUAGAAUAACUCGUCCCGACACUUGCUGACGUACUUAAAACAUCACGUUUACUCUUUCUCUCUUGGCAAUUGGCAAUUAUAGUUGUUCUUACCCUUGGUUUAGUUCUAAUUAAAGUCUCCGUGGCUUCUAAAGCCACCAUUUACUUCCCCUUUAUUUACAAAAAUAUUUAUUUACAAUUAUUAAAAAAAUAUCUAUAAAAAUUGAUUUUAAAGUUGAAGAUUGAAAGUUCUCAGUGAUACGGUGUGGAGGUAUAGCAAGACGUUGACUGUCCUUAGCUGUCAGCUAAUAAAAUCCUCUUGUUACAUUUUACACAUACCUAUGCGGAGAGUUAUUGUUCCGUUGGUUAAUAUAAUUUAAUUGUGGAGAGAGUAAUUUCGUUGGAGAUAAAAUCCACAAUCAGAUAUCAGUUGCUCACCAAUGAGUGAGGGGAGUUGUGGUUGGCAAAGACAAAACUGUGGAACUCGAUCCAGAAUCAGACAUUGUUUUACAUCCACCAGAAGGAUCCUAUUACUCUCACCUCGCACCCCCAUUACAAACGAAUUAUUUAUCACGGAGCACUACGGAAUCGCAGGAUUCAGCCAUGGGGCUCGACUUCCUGGCCGACGGAGGUGCAGACUUCGAACAUGCCAUCACCGUGACAGGUUUUGGCAAAUUCCACUACAUGCUAUUGACAAUUUGCGGUUUAAUUUACAUGGACACAGCAAUAGGAGUAACAAUAAUAUCAUUCGUUCUACCAGCAGCGCAAUGCGACCUUCAAAUGGAUUCGACAUCCAAAGGAUGGCUCACAGCCUCCCCCAUGUUCGGAAUGGUGAUAGGAUCAUACUUCUGGGGAUGCCUGGCUGAUACAAAAGGUCGCAAAAUAGUGCUGAUUGCAACGUUAAUGAUGGAUGGAAUUGUCGGAAUAAUUUCUUCUUUUGUUCAACACUUUUGGGCUUUUUUGAUCUUCAGAUUUUUCAACGGAUUUGCGAUAACUGGAGCAAUGGGAAUAUGCUUUCCUUAUUUGGGAGAAUUCCAGCCUACAAAGUAUCGAGAAAAAAUUUUAUGCUGGAUGGAAAUGUUCUGGACAAUCGGUGUCAUCGCACUACCAUUGAUUGCUUGGUUAAUAGUCCCACUAGACUUUAAUUACACAUCUGAUUCGUUUUACUUUAAAUCGUGGAAUCUCUUUGUUGCUUUGUGUGCAUUUCCCUCGCUGACACUCUCGCUUUGGCUGUUUGCCUUUCCUGAAAGCCCCAAAUUUCUUCUGGAAUGCGGCGAGACUGACAAAGCAUUAGAAGUAUUCAAAUGGAUCUAUUCCCAAAAUACUGGACAAGAUAUGGAGUCGUAUCCUGUAAAAUCAUUGCAAGAAAAAGCAACUUCUAAAGAUGUAAGCACAAGAACUUUGAGAUUACACAAGCAUAAGGAACUAAAAGUUCUUUGUUCAGAGGUUUGGGGGCUGACAAAAGCUCUAUGCAAACCUCCUUAUUUGCGUAAUACUCUUCUGGCUUGUGCGAUACAAUUCGGACUUACGAGCAGUUAUUAUACACUUAUGGUGUGGUUUCCAGAGUUAUUUACAAGGUUUGAAGAAUUUGAAGCUGAACAUCCUGGAGAAACAACAUCGGUUUGUAUAGUUUCAUCGAUUCCACAAAAUACUACCGCUUCAUUUGAUGUUUAUGGCUGUGAAACGGUAAUUACGUCAGAUGUAUAUCUUCACACUGUCUAUAUCGGGCUUGCUUGCAUACCAGGAUCUAUUAUUCUUCCAAUUUUCAUUCAUAAAGUUGGUGCGAAGCUUUUCAUCAUCGUUUCAUUGAUAAUUUCUGGUGCUGUAACAAUUGGAUUUUACUACGUGGUUAAUUCAGACCAAAAUCUUGUUUUAUCAUGUUUAUUUGAAGCACUUACCUCUCUGGGAAUUUCUCUUGUCUACUGUGUUAUUGUAGAUAUGUUUCCAACUAAUUUAAGGGUAAUGGCAGCGGCAUUAUCUCUUACCAUGGGAAGAUUGGGAGCGCUUGUUGGUAAUUUAGUAUUCGGAUACCUUAUUGAUCUUGCGUGCAUUGUACCAGUCGCACUUUUUGCGGCAUUUUUAUUCGUUUGUGGUUUUCUUUCAAUUUUAUUACCGCGUACUGGAAAAGAAACAUUGGAUUGAUUUAAUUACGCGACAUUUGUGAUUAAUUGUGAUUAUGGCAAGGAGCUGCUGAAGAAAAGUGUCCAAUAAUUUAGAAGAAGCUCAAUUAACCAAAGGGAACUUGUAUAUUUUUCUUUCCUAGAUCUUUUUCGUUCAUAGAACGACAUAUAAUUAUUGUUUUAUAUACUUUAUAAACAUAGAUGUUAAUAUUAGUAUAAGUAGCCGAAAUUAAUUAGCUAAUAUGUGCAAUAUCACGGAAUUUGCGAGAGUGAUGAUUAUUAAAAGUAUAAUCAAUUAUUUAUUCGUUCUACGAUUAAUUAUUAUUUAGUGAAAAUUAUCUUUUAAUAAUUUUAUGUUCACAUUUAAUUUAUGGUAUGCUAAUUAACUUAUAGAGGAGAUCGGAUUUUGUCCAUAUAUUAAAUAUUUAUUUUGAUAAUUUAUAAAAUUUAUUUUUUUUAUUGAUGUAUUGUAUUGUAUAAAUAAUACAUUC
Cotesia glomerata is the source of this 2988-nucleotide messenger RNA. RefSeq names its product synaptic vesicle glycoprotein 2B-like. Gene Ontology annotation, cellular component: membrane. Gene Ontology annotation, molecular function: transmembrane transporter activity. The transcript has 13 exons. Lineage: Eukaryota; Metazoa; Arthropoda; Insecta; Hymenoptera; Braconidae. The coding region runs from base 981 to 2519 and encodes 512 amino acids. The record is from RefSeq and is a predicted model, not a curated record. Gene Ontology annotation, biological process: transmembrane transport.